AUGAGCAACGGUUUGAUGAUGGAAGGAUUUCUGGUGAAGGAGGGAGGCUCGAUCAAGACGUGGAAGAAGCGAUGGUGUACCCUUCGCGAUGGCGUCUUGUCCUACCACGCCAAGAAGGGAGGAGAGUUGAAGGGAGAGGUGGCGUUGAAGGGAGUGGAUGAGAUUCAACCGGUGAACUACAAGUCCAAGAAGAAGAACUGCUUCGCCAUGGUGACCCCCGACCGCACCUACCACUUCUCCGCAGAGUCGGACGAGUUGAUGAGCCAGUGGGUCACCCUUCUGUGCAAGUCGCGUGACGCGAGGGAGCAACCACAGAUUUCGCUGGCUGCCUCGACUGGUGGUGCAACCAAGGCGAGGGUCAGCGACUUCGAGCCCCUCUACGUGAUCGGUCGCGGAAGCUUCGGCAAGGUGUUGCAAGUGAAGCACAAGAACACCGGCAAGAUCUACGCCAUGAAGGUGCUCAACAAGAAGAGCAUCAUGGACCGCAACGAAAUGGACCACACCAAGGCGGAGAAGUCUAUCCUGAUGAAGCUGUCGUCGCCCUUCCUGGUCAAGCUCUACUAUUCCUUCCAGACCACAGACAAGCUCUACUUCAUCAUGGACUACAUCAACGGAGGCGAGCUGUUCUGUCACCUGCAGAAGGAGAAGAAGUUCACCGAGGAGCGAGUGCGGUUCUACUCGGCCGAGAUCGUGCUGGGCCUGGAGUACCUCCACAACCAGGGCGUCAUCUACCGGGACUUGAAGCCCGAGAAUCUGCUGCUGACGGCCGACGGCCACAUUUGCAUGACCGACUUCGGUAUCUCCAAGGAGGGCUUCGUGUGCAAGGGCGCCAGGACGGCCACCUUCUGCGGCACCCCCGAGUACCUCGCGCCGGAGGUGUUGGAAGGACAAGGUUACGGCAAGGAGGUCGAUUGGUGGAGCUUUGGCACGCUCAUGUACGAGAUGCUCACCGGUCUGCCGCCGUUCUACUGCGACGACGUGCAGGUCAUGUACUCCAAGAUCAUGAACGAAAAGCUCAACCCACCGAAGAGGAUUGGCGAGGUGGCGAUCGAUCUGCUGAUGCAACUGUUGGAGCGUAGCCCCUCCAAGAGGCUCUGCGACCCGGAGAAGAUCAAGGCCCACCCCUUCUUCAGCUCCAUCGACUGGGCCAAGCUGGCGGAGAAGGAACUCAUCCCGCCCUACAUUCCCCCUGUCAAAAGCGCACUGUCCGUGGCGAUGAUCGACCCCUCGUUCACGAACGAGGACUUGGCCAUGAGCCCCACGGGAAUGGACCCGGAGAUGGCCCAGCAGGCCCACGUGGCCGACUUCACCUACGUCGCCCCCUCCGCCAUCCCCGGAGGCCAGUAA
Acanthamoeba castellanii str. Neff is the source of this 1347-nucleotide messenger RNA. RefSeq names its product protein kinase. The record is from RefSeq and is a predicted model, not a curated record. Gene Ontology annotation, molecular function: ATP binding; protein serine/threonine kinase activity. Bases 1 to 1347 code for a protein of 448 amino acids. The transcript has 10 exons. Lineage: Eukaryota; Discosea; Longamoebia; Acanthamoebidae. Gene Ontology annotation, biological process: protein phosphorylation.